CUGAAAGUCAACAGUGCAACGUCCGUUGGCUGCGGUUAACGGUAGCUUUCAUUGCCUUUUUGAAAAUCCGUGUGAUGUGUAGUUUUAUUAUUUCUGCCAGGCUCGUAACGUUGACAAAGGACGGUUGACUUGCUAGCACUCUGACGGUUUACCUUGCAGUUCCGUUACUCAUUAAGAAGGGAUGAAAAAAAAAUAACCCCUGCGGUUUAUGAACAGCAGGUGCACGGGAAUACCACAGCACCUGCCGCCGCUACAGGUGGGGGCGUUACCGGAUUUGACGGAGACGUAGGAAUGAUGCUUAAGUGCUAGCUAACAUUUACGGUUUCGGAGUUGCACAGUCUGCGUUCAUGUCUCGGAAAAAGGCUGAGUCACUGCUGGUAAGGAGGAAGGUCUGGAGAGGGAACGAGAGAGGAGGAGGUGGAGGAGGAGGGGGAGAAGAAGAAGAAGAAGAAGGGAGGGAGGCAGGGAGAUAAGCCACAACAGGAAGCAAAACGACACACGCGUGCACACACACACACACUGCGUGUUUGUGUGUGUGUGUCUGAGAGGGAGACUGCGCGAACGAGAGGGUGAACGGGAAAGGAAGGGAGGGAGAGUGACGCGGAGGCUGGGAGAGCCGGCCCCCCCCUCCUCCUCUCCUCCUCCUCUCCCUCUUUCUCUCCUCUCCUCCUCUCCUCCCCUCCUCCCUCUCUCUCUCUGUGGAGCAGGCGUGUAGCGGCAUCAGACUCUGCGUGAAGGAACCAUGAGCGAUGUCACCAUCGUUAGAGAGGGAUGGCUCCAGAAACGGGGUGAAUACAUAAAGAACUGGCGGCCACGUUACUUUCUGCUGAAGACAGACGGCUCCUUCAUCGGCUACAAAGAGAAACCUCAAGAUGCAGACCUGCCCUACCCCCUAAAUAACUUCUCUGUAGCAAAAUGUCAACUGAUGAAGACGGAGAGGCCAAAGCCAAACACCUUCAUCAUACGAUGCCUCCAGUGGACCACCGUCAUCGAGAGGACCUUCCACGUGGACUCUCCUGAUGAGAGAGAUGAGUGGACAGAGGCCAUCCAGAUGGUGGCUGACAAGCUGCAGAGACAAGAGGAAGAAAGGAUCCAGUGCAGCCCCACCUCCAACAUCGACAACAUGGUCGAGGAGGAGAUGGACAUCUCCACCACACACCACAAACGCAAGACAAUGAGUGACUUUGACUACUUGAAGCUGCUGGGAAAGGGAACCUUUGGUAAAGUGAUUCUUGUCCGAGAAAAGGCCAGCGGGAAAUACUACGCCAUGAAAAUUCUUAAAAAAGAAGUCAUCAUAGCCAAGGAUGAAGUGGCUCACACACUCACAGAGAGCAGAGUACUGAAAAACACCAGGCACCCCUUUCUCACUUCAUUAAAGUAUUCAUUCCAGACUAAAGACCGCCUCUGUUUCGUCAUGGAGUAUGUAAACGGAGGAGAGCUGUUUUUCCAUUUGUCCAGAGAGCGGGUGUUCUCAGAGGAGCGCACGCGCUUCUACGGCGCCGAGAUUGUCUCGGCUCUUGACUACCUGCAUUCGGCCAAGAUUGUGUACCGGGACCUCAAGUUGGAAAACCUGAUGCUGGAUAAAGAUGGCCAUAUCAAGAUCACCGAUUUCGGCCUCUGCAAGGAGGGCAUCACAGAUGCUGCUACCAUGAAGACCUUCUGUGGCACGCCCGAGUACCUCGCACCUGAGGUCCUGGAGGACAAUGACUACGGUCGUGCGGUGGACUGGUGGGGUUUGGGUGUGGUGACAUAUGAGAUGAUGUGCGGCCGACUGCCGUUCUACAACCAGGACCACGAGAAGUUGUUUGAGCUCAUCCUCAUGGAGGACAUCAAGUUCCCGCGCACUCUGUCUUCCGACGCCAAGUCCCUGCUGUCGGGCCUGCUCAUCAAAGACCCCAACAAACGGCUUGGUGGAGGACCAGAUGACGCUAAAGAAAUAAUGAGACACAGUUUCUUCUCUGGCGUUGACUGGCAGGAUGUCUAUGAUAAAAAGAUGGUCCCUCCCUUCAAGCCUCAGGUGACGUCGGAGACAGACACCAGAUACUUUGACGAGGAGUUCACAGCCCAGACCAUCACAAUUACUCCACCAGAGAAAUUUGACGAGGACGGGAUGGACUGUCUGGACAACGAGAGAAGACCGCACUUCCCACAGUUCUCCUACUCUGCCAGUGGGCGGGAAUGAACUGUCCAACACGGUGACAUCAUUACAGCUGGUCUCUGAGGUCAUCAGUGUGGGACAAAAGACCCACAGCUUUGGACUGACCCAGAAAGACUUUUUGCCCUUCUCCUCCUCCUCCUCUCUUUUUCACCUCUGCAGUCUGCUUCUCUAUUUUAUUUUUAUUUUUGUGAAUUCCGUUUUAGAGAGAACUUCCAGUCAAAAUUACUUUCUAAUCCUGCACUGCAACCCUAGGUGAUCCGAACUGUGAUGUGAUCAGUUACUAUGUAAUGUCCCUUUAAUGACAGGAGCAUCACCGGUGCCCUGCUGUGCUUUGACAUGUGUCGGUCCUGCCAAACUCUAAAAGAACAAAUACUUUUUAAGGAGACAUAUUUAUGGCUUCUUAUCUAUAAGAUGAAGAUAUAGCAUUUUAAGUCAUUCAAACCUAAACUGCCAUUACCGGUUCGAUCUCAGGCUUUUGCAAACACAGAUACUCUCAGACUCUGAGUCACUCGGGUCUGAUUUCAAAUGCUCACCUAAAUAAUUCUGGGAUUGACUGAGGCUGCCUGGCAUUGAGGGAGCAGUUGUCAUCAGCGAGCAGAAUCCUACAGCUUAUGUUGUCGAGCAGGAUUUGACUCAGGUUUGGCUCAGUGCAAGUCAUUAUUGUUGUUGCUGCUAUUUCAACUACUACCACAACUACUACAGGUUCUACUCCUCUUACUACUACUAUACUGCUACUACUAAAACCCGGUGCUACACUACUAGCUUAAUGCUGCAGAUCAUUUAACAGGCGCCAGCAAAGCAUCAAUCACCUGCAUUACCAUCUAUGCUUAUACAGCGGCAGAACAGGUGUUGCUAGUACUUCUAAUGUAAAGCUAUUGCACAUCAACUCUGUAGAUUAAGACGAUGAAAGGAUGUGUGUGUGUGUGUGUGUGUGUGUGUGUGGGGGGGUACUCUUAUGGGUUUGUGUUUAAGAACGCACUUCAAAGCACAGCAGUUCAGAAGGAUGAAGCUCCCAAACCAUGAGCUUUACUACGUUACCCACAAUGCAGUGCAAGGUGGUUUAUAUAUCCAUCACUGUGGAGGUGAAAAUGAGAGGAAAACAGUUGGUUUGAAUGUUUCCCCACUUUUUUUAAUUUAUUUAUAUACUCUCUAAGUUUAAUUAUCCUCCCCAAAAGGGAAAACAAAAGCGAAACUGUACUUUGUGUCGAUGCUGAAGCUUUACCGUGACGUGUUGUCGUCACGGCUUUGGGAACCACACGGCUGUACCUCUCUGUCUUUGUGCAGGAAAGAGAAACUGCAGCAGGAGCAAGUUCCCCACAGAGUGAAAAGAGAAGUCCAAGAUGGCAGGUUGGGCAUUGUUGGUGAGGAGGGAGAGAGAGUAUAGGUGAAAAGUUCCAAGAAUGAUGAAAUAUUUAUAAUGUGAUCAUUUAUGAUGUAAUGAUGAGUGAGGUAACAGCUGAUUUCCUGUUUCCAGGGAGAUUCUUAUGAAGGAUUGUUUUUUAAAAGACCUUAUGGUCUGUGAGGAGGUACGCAUCAACAGUUAUGGGUUUACACCAAUCAUAGCAAUGACUAUAUAUAUAUAUAUAUAUGUUCUAUUUAUUGUUCUACGCAUCGGUUUUAUAUUUAACUUUUCUAUUGUUAUUACAUGAUUCUAGGGGGAAAAAAAUAUUUCUUAGGGCUGAGAGAAAAAAAAAUGGCACCUCAAGAAAACAAAAAUGGCUGAAGAAUGUAGGAGGGAAAGCAGAUAGCCUUCCUGCUCCAUUGUUUAUUUUAAUGUUUUUUUGUGUUGUUUUGUGACCAAAAUGUGACAGCUGAAAGGUGACAGGACACAUUAAAGACAGAUAGUUUACUUUUGAGCUUGAAGAAGGUAAGAAACAAACCUUUUCUUCUUCUACUUUAUCCUUCAGGUGUUUACUAUGAGGGCUCAUCUGACAUAGUUAUUGACAAAAAUGCUUCCCAUAUUUAAUCUGACCACAGGUGUGUGUUGGUGAAGGCUGAGAGACAGAACAGUCAGAGAGAAAGAAAAAGUGAAAGUUGAGCAGAAAGAAAACAAGUGCAGCAAAGAAGUCUGAAUGUAAAGCGGUAAGGAUGAAAAAGAUUCAAUGCUGAACUGUAAGUGCUACUUUUUACGUGUUGAGACAGCGUAGAGGAGGAGGAGGAAUGAUAGCGUUUGGAUAUGAAAUGUGAGUUUGUAAGGUCAGUCAGUUCUUUGGAGAUGAGAAAGAGCAAUAUCCUACCUUUUAUUUUAAGAUUGUACCUGUCAUUAAUGUGCGCUGUCACUUCUCGGGUCUGGACUUUGUUUGCUUGUGUCGUCAUGUCUUCCAGUCUGACCAACAAGAUUUAAAAUCCCCUCAAUUUCUCUGUCUUCAAACGCCAGUAAGCCUUAUGGUUUAGCUCAGAAUAACGUUGACAUCCUGCACUUCAGAGUCAAAAAAAAUCACCACAUGUGAGGAAAUAUAUUUUUUAAAAUUUGAAAUGUCAACUGCAUCUUUAAAAAAAAACAAAAAAAAAACAUGGUAUUAUGUGGAAGACGUCACCUUCAACAUCUGGAUGACACAUAUUUAUAGAGAGCACCAGGGGAUGUGCUCUCAUACGGCAUAGGAAAUUGUAUUCCAAUAUUUAUUUGAAUAUUUUUAUUAUCAUUGAGGAUAACUUGAAUUUCUUUUCUAUUUAAUUUAUUUGAUGUCAUUUUGUUUUGGAAAUUAGCAGUAAGGAGGUGUAGUCGUGUUUCACUCUGCAGUUUAAGUCUUCAGAGAUUUUGUUCUAAAAAAUAAAUGCCUCCUUUUUUUUCUUUAAAGAUAUCUCUUACACGACACAUUACCUGUUUUUCCGCUGCUCUUAAAAGUCCAUAUGCUUUACUCUUGCACAUCCAUUAAAUUGCUAUUAGCUGGCAAAGGCGCUUGAUGGCAGAAAGUAGAAAAGGAUGGCGCUGGCCUGCAUGCUGUAGUCCUCUGUCCGCACUACCAGUCCUGAGUCAAAGUGGCCCUCUGAACUCUUAUGAAAAAUACUUCCCUGUGAUCGAUUGAGCCUGUCUGGCACAGCUGAAGCAGCCGAAUAGUUCAAAAUGAGUACAAUUUCCACCCAGCUGGCACCCUCCACAGGCUCAGGCAAACACUCCCAAGUAUUUGGAAGGAUUUCAGCUUUGAUUUGACCCAGGUCUGCGAGCGACUGAGGAGUUCUAGCUGUAUGUGCACGCUUACCGCCAAAUUCAUUAGAAACCAGAGUUCAUAAAAUACAGCUUUGUAGCUUUGGCCACAGCACUUUCACAUCCAUCACUUCUAAUAUGAUUUAGAGGAAUCUGAUCCAGCCCUGCUUUAAAGGAAGUCGUUUUUUUUUUUAUAGCUUUUUUGCUUUUAAGAAACUUAGGAUUUUUAAAGCACAUCUCCCCUCCACAUACAUCCGAUAGCUUUGAUGUUGCUUUUGAUGUCUAGAGAUGGCAAGACCUUGGUCAUUGUGUCCCACAUACCAGAAACGAGUCAGUGCUGCCACUGCAGAAUUACGCUCAGCGGAAAUGUUCAGUAAGUUGGUCAGUCUUCAUGAACUAAAAAUGUUUGGAAAAAUCCACUGAUGUCACUAACUCCUUAUCCUCUUUUCAAAAGUUUUCCCUCCGUAGAGCCUUUAACUCUCCUCGUUUAAUGCUCUACAUAUAUCCACGUUCAUUUACUGGCAGCAGAAUCAUGCUGCCAGUAAAUCAUGCCAGAUGCUGAUUCUAAUUAUAUAAGAACACCUUUUCAUCCAACUACUCUAAGUGGAGAAGGUGGAGAUUAGAUUUCCUCUUCAUCAAUGUGUGUUUUCCCCUAAACACUAUGAAUCCAGACUGAUCUCAUGAAGUGGCGUAGGUAUGACACGCCAAUUCGUAUGCCAUUAUUGACUCGUUAU
Messenger RNA from Perca flavescens (yellow perch), 6037 nucleotides. RefSeq names its product v-akt murine thymoma viral oncogene homolog 3a (gene akt3a). Lineage: Eukaryota; Metazoa; Chordata; Actinopteri; Perciformes; Percidae. The coding region runs from base 743 to 2182 and encodes 479 amino acids. Gene Ontology annotation, molecular function: protein serine/threonine kinase activity; ATP binding. Gene Ontology annotation, biological process: protein phosphorylation. The record is from RefSeq and is a predicted model, not a curated record. The transcript is spliced from 15 exons.